Molecule: messenger RNA, 1059 nt
Organism: Komagataella phaffii GS115
Lineage: Eukaryota; Fungi; Ascomycota; Pichiomycetes; Pichiales; Pichiaceae
Product: Sphinganine C4-hydroxylase
Exons: 1
Coding region: 1-1059 (352 amino acids)
Biological process (GO): lipid biosynthetic process
Molecular function (GO): oxidoreductase activity; iron ion binding
Source: RefSeq, a predicted model, not a curated record
AUGGACAAGUUCAGUCAGUAUAUCCCCAAAAACACGACCGGAUUUCUCAACCAGCCAUACCCUCCAACUUCGGUUGUGAUCAGGCGGCCUGACUUGAUUCAAGGCGUUCCUGACGGCAUCUUAAGUCUCUGUGUUCCGAUCGUAUUGUACUGGAGCUAUUCAACUUUCUUUCAUAUUGUGGACACUUACGAGUUGGCAGAGAAAUACCGAAUUCAUCCGUCUGAAGAAGUUCUUCAACGUAACAAAGUCACGCUAAGGGUGGUAAUCCAAGACGUCAUUGUACAACACAUUAUUCAAACGUUAGUCGGUUUAGUUUUUUACAAGUUGGACCCUGUCCCCACUACGGGAUACGAACAAAGAGAAAUGUGGUACUUGAAACAGAGACUGCCGCCUUUUUUCAAAUGGAAUGACACGAUAGCAAACCUUUUUGUAUAUUAUGGUUAUUGGUAUGGUUUAUCUGCUACAAAAAUUAUCAUUGCUUUCGUUAUCAUCGAUACAUGGCAAUUUUUUUUGCAUCGUUUAAUGCAUGUGAAUAAAACUUUAUACCGAAAGUUUCAUUCUCGUCAUCACAAGCUGUAUGUCCCGUACGCUUUUGGAGCCCUUUUCAAUGACCCAUUUGAAGGAUUUCUCUUGGACACUGUUGGGGCAGGCCUAGCUGCCAUAUUCACAGGACUAACUCCCAGGGAGUCCAUGGUUCUAUAUGGUUUUUCUACUCUUAAAACUGUGGAUGACCACUGUGGAUACUCUUUGCCUUUUGACAUUUUCCAAAUCAUAUUCCCUAAUGACUCCAUUUAUCACGAUAUCCAUCACCAACAUUUUGGAAUCAAAUCUAAUUUUUCUCAACCAUUUUUCACCUUUUGGGACAAGUUUUUUGGUACAACAUUCCAUGGGGUCGACCAAUAUAAGCAGUCUCAACAGAAGAUCACUCUGGAAAGGUACAAAGAGUUCUUGGCCUCUAGACAGAAAUCACGCAUUCAAAAACAACAACAGCAACACUCCAAGGUUGAACGCUACAGCGACAGUGAAGAUGAACCGGAUCACCAAAAGAAAGAACAGUAA